AUGCAAGCCUACUUGGCCACAUCAUCCCUACCAAUGCAGCAGGCCUGCAGCGUCGGCGCGGCCUAUUCGGAUUCUGAGAUCACCUGUAUUUGCGAGGCGUUAUUUUCGGAAUGUCUGCAGACCGGAAACACCGAUUCAUUGGAAAAUUUCCUCUACCAACUCGACCAGCGGUGGUUCUAUCUGGAAUGUGUGCUGAAAUGCCAGGCUCUUCUCCUCUUUUAUCGACAACAAUGGAAAAACCUAUACAAGCUGCUCGAGUCACACAAAUUCGCUCCGGGAAAUCAUGCGGUUCUUCAAGAUCUCUGGCUACGCGCUCAUUAUACGGAGGCUGAAAAGACGAAGGAGCGCGAGCUGGGCGCCGUUUGCAAGUACCGGAUCCGGAAGAAGAAUCCUUUCCCGCAGACGAUUUGGGAUGGCGAGGAGACGAAUUAUUGUUUUAAGGCAAAAUCCCGAACCGUCCUCCGAGACGCCUAUAAAAAAUGCCAAUACCCGUCCGUGGAUGAUAAGAAGAAGCUCGCCCAACAGACCGAACUUACCGUCACCCAAGUGAGCAACUGGUUCAAGAACAAGCGACAGCGAGACCGAGCUGCCGGCAAUUUGGAUAGAAACGGCAAAAUCGAUUCCGACGACGCCUCCUCCGGCUGUGACUCGAAACCCCCGGCCACAUCUUCUGAAGGGAACACAUCUUUCUCACCGGAUGUCACGGCUUCUCAAAUGGCCCAAAUGAACAUGACCCAAAUGGCCACCAUGACGCAUAUGGGAAUGCAUCCCAAUCUCUACCCAUCACCAUACGCCACCUAUUUCCAACCAUCACUCUCCCUCCAGCCCACCGGCUAUGAUCUGCUACCACAAAACUUCUCGCUGCAAAACUUG
Mesorhabditis spiculigera is the source of this 873-nucleotide messenger RNA. Lineage: Eukaryota; Metazoa; Nematoda; Chromadorea; Rhabditida; Rhabditidae. The record is from the annotation of a GenBank genome assembly.